AUGGGGACCCUGCAAUGGGCUUUGGCUCUGCUCAUACUCAUAUGUGGGGUGAUAGCAGAUCCUAAGGGUGGCACAGCCUGCAACACAUCACCCGACAGCAGCACAGCCUGCGUUUCCUUAAGCAGAGAAAACACAACACCCGAGAGAAGCACAACCUGUGUUUGCUCAAAUACAGAAAACACAACACCCGACAGCAGCACAGCCAGCAUUUCCUCAAACACAGAAAACACAACACCCAAGAUCAGCACAACCUGCGUUUGCUCAAACACAGAAAAUACAACACCCGAAGGCAGCACAGUCAGCGUUUCCUCAAACACAGAAUAUACAACAUCCGAGGGCAGCACAACCUGCGUUUGCUCAAACACAGAAAAUACAACACCCGAGGGCAGCACAGCCAGCGUUUCCUCAAACACAGAAAACACAACACCCAAGGUCAGCACAACCUGCGUUUGCUCAAACACAGAAAAUACAACACCCGAAGGCAGCACAGCCAGCGUUUCCUCAAACACAGAAAAUACAACACCCGAGGGAAGCACAGUCAGCGUUUCCUCAAGCAAAGAAAACACAACACCCGAGGGAAGCACAGUCAGCGUUUCCUCAAACACAGAAAAUACAGCACCCGAGGGAAGCACAGCCAGCGUUUCCUCAAACACAGAAAACACAACACCCGAGGGAAGCACAGUCAGCGUUUCCUCAAGCACAGAAAACACAACACCCGAGGGCAGCACAACCUGCAUUUGCUCAAACACAGAAAACACAACACCCGAGAGCAGCACAGUCAGCGUUUCCUCAAACACAGAAAACACAACACCCGAGGGCAGCACAGUCAGCGUUUCCUCAAGCACAGAAAACACAACACCCGAGGGAAGCACAACCUGUGUUUGCUCAAACACAGAAAACAAAAAACCCGAGGGCAGCACAGCCAGCGUUUCCUCAAGCACAGAAAACAAAACACCCGAGGGCAGCACAACCUGUGUUUGCUCAAACACAGAAAACACAACACCUGAGGGCAGCACAGCCAGCGUUUCCUCAAACACAGAAAAAACAACACCCGAGGUCAGCACAACCUGCGUUUGCUCAAACACAGAAAAUACAACACCCGAGGGCACCACAGCCAGUGUUUCCUCAAACACAGAAAACACAACACCCGAGGUCAGCACAACCUGCGUUUGCUCAAACACAGAAAAUACAACACCCGAGGGCACCACAGCCAGUGUUUCCUCAAACACAGAAAGCACACCAUCCGAGGUCAGCUCAACCUGCGUUUGCUCAAACACAGAAAAUACUACACCCGAGGGCAGCACAGCCAGUGUUUCCUCAAACACAGAAAACACAACACCCGAGGUCAGCACAACCUGCGUUUGCUCAAACACAGAAAAUACAACACCCGAUGGCACCACAGCCAGUGUUUCCUCAAACACAGAAAGCACAACACCCGAGGUCAGCACAACCUGCGUUUGCUCAAACACAGAAAAUACAACACCCGAAGGCAGCACAGCCAGCGUUUCCUCAAACACAGAAAAUACAACACCCGAGGUCAGCACAACCUGCGUUUGCUCAAACACAGAAAAUACAACACCCGAAGGUAGCACAGCCAGCGUUUCCUCAAACACAGAAAAUACAACACCCGAGGUCAGCACAACCUGCGUUUGCUCAAACACAGAAAAUACAACACCCGAGGGCAGCACAGCCAGCUUUUCUUCAAGCACAGAAAACACAACACCCGAGGGCAGCACAACCUGUGUUUGCUCAAACACAGAAAACACAACACCUGAGAGCAGCACAGCCAGCGUUUCCUCUAACACAGAAAAUACAACACCUGAGGUCAGCACAACCUGCGUUUGCUCAAACACAGAAAAUACAACACCCGAGGGCACCACACCCAACGUUUCCUCUAACACAGAAAAUACAACACCUGAGGUCAGCACAACCUGCGUUUGCUCAAACACAGAAAAUACAACACCCAAGGGCAGCACAGCCAGCGUUUCCUCAAACACAGAAUAUACAACACCCGAGGUCAGCACAACCGGCAUUUGCUCAAACACAGAAAAUACAACACCCGAGGGCAGCAUAGACAGUGUUUCCUCAAACACAGAAAACACAACACCCGAGGUCAGCACAACCUGCGUUUGCUCAAACACAGAAAAUACAACACCCGAGGGCAGCACAACCUGCGUUUGCUCAAACACAGAAAAUACAACACCCGAGGGCAGCACAGCCAGCGUUUCCUCAAACACAGAAAACACAACACCCGAGAUCAGCACAACCUGUGUUUGCUCAAACACAGAAAACACAACACCCGAAGGUAGCACAGCCAGCGUUUCCUCAAACACAGAAAAUACAACACCCGAGGUCAGCACAACCUGCGUUUGCUCAAACACAGAAAAUACAACACCCGAGGGCAGCACAGCCAGCGUUUCCUCAAACACAGAAAAUACAACACCCGAGGUCAGCACAACCUGCGUUUGCUCAAACACAGAAAAUACAACACCCGAGGGCAGCACAGCCAGCUUUUCUUCAAGCACAGAAAACACAACACCCGAGGGCAGCACAACCUGUGUUUGCUCAAACACAGAAAACACAACACCUGAGAGCAGCACAGCCAGCGUUUCCUCUAACACAGAAAAUACAACACCUGAGGUCAGCACAACCUGCGUUUGCUCAAACACAGAAAAUACAACACCCGAGGGCACCACACCCAACGUUUCCUCUAACACAGAAAAUACAACACCUGAGGUCAGCACAACCUGCGUUUGCUCAAACACAGAAAAUACAACACCCAAGGGCAGCACAGCCAGCGUUUCCUCAAACACAGAAUAUACAACACCCGAGGUCAGCACAACCUGUGUUUGCUCAAACACAGAAAAUACAACACCCAAGGGCAGCACACCCAGCGUUUCCUCAAACACAGAAAACACAACACCCAAGGUCAGCACAACCUGCGUUUGCUCAAACACAGAAAAUACAACACCCGAAGGCAGCACAGCCAGCGUUUCCUCAAACACAGAAUAUACAACACCCGAGGUCAGCACAACCUGUGUUUGCUCAAACACAGAAAACACAACGCCUGAGGGCAGCACAGCCAGCGUUUCUUCAAGCACAGAAAACACAACACCCGAGGGCAGCACAACCUGUGUUUGCUCAAACACAGAAAACACAACACCCGAGAGCAGCACAGCCAGCGUUUCCUCUAACACAGAAAAUACAACACCUGAGGUCAGCACAACCUGCGUUUGCUUAAACACAGAAAAUACAACACCCGAGGGCACCACACCCAGCGUUUCCUCAAACACAGAAAACACAACACCCGAGGUCAGCACAACCUGCGUUUGCUCAAACACAGAAAAUAUAACACCCGAAGGCAGCACAGCCAGCGUUUCCUCAAACACAGAAUACUCAACACCUGAAGGCAGCACAGCCAGCGUUUCCUCAAACACAGAAAAUACAGCACCCGAGGGCAGAACAACCUGUGUUUGCUCGAACACAGAAAACACAACACCCGAGGGCAGCACAGCUAGCGUUUCCUCAAACACAGAAAACACAACACCGAAGGUCAGCACAACCUGCAUUUGCUCAAACACAGAAAAUACAACACCCGAAGGCAGCACAGCCAGCGUUUCCUCAAACACAGAAUACUCAACACCUGAAGGCAGCACAACCGGCAUUUCCUCAAACACAGAAAACACAACACCCAAGGGCAGCACAACCUGUGUUUGCUUGAACACAGAAAAUACAACACCCGAAGGCAGCACAGCCAGCGUUUCCUCAAAGACAGAAAACACAACACCCGAGGUCAGCACAACCUGCAUUUGCUCAAACACAGAAAAUACAACACCUGAAGGCAGCACAACCGGCGCUUCCCCAAACACAGAAAAGACAACACCCGAGGGCAGCACAGCCAGCGUUUCCUCAAAUACAGAAAAAACAACACCAGACGGCAGCACAGCCAGCGUUUCCUCAAACACAGAAAAAACAACACCAGAGGGCAGCACAGCCAGCGUUUCCUCAAACACAGAAAAAACAACACCAGACGGCAGCACAGCCAGCGUCUCCUCAAACACAGAAAAAACAACACCAGAGGGCAGCACAGCCAGCGUUUCCUCAAACACAGAAAAAACAACACCAGAGGGCAGCACAGCCAGCGUUUCCUCAAACACAGAAAAAACAACACCAGAGGGCAGCACAGCCAGCGUUUCCUCAAACACAGAAAAAACAACACCAGACGGCAGCACAGCCAGCGUCUCCUCAAACACAGAAAAAACAACACCAGAGGGCAGCACUGCCAGCGUUUCCUCAAACACAGAAAAAACAACACCAGAGGGCAGCACAGCCAGCGUUUCCUCAAACACAGAAAAAACAACACCCAAAGGCAGCACAGCCAGCGUUUCCUCAAACACAGAAAAAACAACAACACCAGAGGGCAGCACUGCCAGCGUUUCCUCAAACACAGAAAAUACAACACCAGAGGGCAGCACUGCCAGCGUUUCCUCAAACACAGAAAAAACAACACCAGAGGGCAGCACUGCCAGCGUUUCCUCAAACACAGAAAAAACAACACCCAAAGGCAGCAAUGCCAGCGUUUCCUCAAACACAGAAAAAACAACACCCAAAGGCAGCACAGCCAGCGUUUCCUCGAACACAGAAAAAACAACACCAGAGGGCAGCACUGCCAGCGUUUCCUCAAACACAGAAAAAACAACAACCAAGGGCAGCACAGCCAGCAUUUCCUCAAACACAGAAAAAACAACACCCAAAGGCAGCACUGCCAGCGUUUCCUCGAACACAGAAAAAACAACAACCGAGGGCAGCACAGCCAGCGUUUCCUCAAACACAGAAAAAACAACACCCAAAGGCAGCACUGCCAGCGUUUCCUCGAACACAGAAAAAACAACAACCAAAGGCAGCACAGCCAGCGUUUCCUCGAACACAGAAAAAACAACACCCAAAGGCAGCACAGCCAGCGUUUCCUCGAACACAGAAAAAACAACAUCCGAGGGCAGCACAGCCAGCGUUUCCUCAAACUCUGAAAAAACAACACCAGAGGGCAGCACAGCCAGCGUUUCCUCGAACACUGAAAAAACAACACCCAAAGGCAGCACAGCCAGCGUUUCCUCGAACACUGAAAAAACAACACCCGAGGGCAGCACAGCCAGCGUUUCCUCAAACACAGAAAAAACAACACCCAAAGGCAGCACAGCCAGCGUUUCCUCAAGCACAGAACCUGCAAAAACUACUGUAGAAAAUAAAGGACCCUGUGAAUACGGAUAUGAGAGCGACUCAAAGUGCGUGUGUAAUAUCAACUUCUAUGGCAUCCGGUGUGAGAUGAUUGCAAUGGAAAUAAGAAUACGUAUGUUUGGGUUCCUGCGUGUUCAAAUGUUGGGAUUUAAUCAGGCAUAACCCCAUCUAUAGGCAACACCAUUAUUCAGACAUUUUUAGACACUUUAAUAUGGUUUUUCGACCAUAAAUCCUAACUAUAAAUAAAACAGUUGGAGAGAAGGAUGAGAAAGAAGAGGGAAGAGAAUGAAGACACACUUUAGUGGUUUAUACAUUUUUGCAAUGUUAUAUAUAGUCCCAGAGCUCAUUCUUGGCACCACAACAGAUGUUAUACUAAAUGGGUUACAGAAGGAGAGCAGCACCACCAUUUCUCAUCUGUGCUGCAGAUACAACACUGGGCCAGGUUCAGUUCAACGAGAAAACGUUAUCUCACGGUUUAUCAUGUUAAAACUCAUGGACGAGAUUCAAUUCGAGGA
Messenger RNA from Xenopus tropicalis (tropical clawed frog), 5750 nucleotides. Its product is annotated as mucin-17-like. NCBI's taxonomy places the organism in Eukaryota, Metazoa, Chordata, Amphibia, Anura, Pipidae. The record is from RefSeq and is a predicted model, not a curated record. The transcript has 3 exons. The coding region runs from base 1 to 5397 and encodes 1798 amino acids.